Molecule: messenger RNA, 252 nt
Organism: Blumeria graminis f. sp. triticale
Lineage: Eukaryota; Fungi; Ascomycota; Leotiomycetes; Helotiales; Erysiphaceae
Source: the annotation of a GenBank genome assembly
AUGACAAUGAACCAUGAAGAUGGUCCAGGGACAUAUUUAAGGGCGUACUGCUCGACCAAAGUUUCAGUACGAAAUAUUAUAGCGGCAAUCAUAUCUGGUCACGAUGAUAUCACAGAUGUCUCUCACAUUAACUUUCGGGUUACAGAAAAAGACCUAGCACCGUGUCUAUCUCACAUUCAAUUGUUGAACUCGGGACAUACUUUUCAGACGGCAAUAUCACUCGAAGGCCUUGUACAAAAAAAAGUUUUUUGA